UUGGUGUUGAUGGUAUAAACACCAUGUGAGCUGAUGGUUCAUGUUCCUCCACAGAGAGGACCAGGAGAGCUCAGAGGUUCCCACAGGUCAGUCUGCCCAACAGCAUCAAACACACCUGGACUCCAUCUUCAUGCUGCUGGAGGAGAACAUCCUCACCUUUGUGAAGAACGAGCUGAAGAAGAUCCAGAAGAUUAUGAGUUCUGAAUACCCAGAAUUCUUAGAGAGUCGUAGGGAGGAUAAGGAGGUGCUGGAUGAAGAGCAGAGGAGGAGCAGAGAGGCAUUUGGGAAGAUCUCGGUGCACUUCCUGAGGAGAAUGAAGCAGGAGGAGCUGGCUGAGCGUCUAAAGAGCACAGUUUGUCAGCGUGAACUCAAAUCCAACCUGAAGACGAAGUUCCAGUGUGUGUUUGAGGGCAUCGCUAAAGCAGGAGACCCAACCCUUCUGAAUGAGAUCUACACAGAGCUCUACAUCACAGAGGGAGGGACUGCAGAGGUCAAUCAAGAACAUGAGGUCAGCCAGAUUGAAACAGCAUUCUGGAAACCAGCGAGACCAGAAACAACCAUCAGACAAGAAGACCUCUUCAAAGCCUCAGCUGGAGGAGAGGAACCAAUCAGAACAGUGAUGACUAAGGGAGUGGCUGGCAUUGGUAAAACAGUCUUAACACAGAAGUUCACUCUGGACUGGGCUGAAGACAAACACAACCGGGCCAUACAGUUUACAUUUCCAUUCACCUUCAGAGAGCUGAAUGUGCUGAGAGAGAAGAAGUUCAGCUUGGUGGGACUUGUUCAUCACUUCUUCAGUGAAACCAGGGCAGCAGGAAUCUGCAGGUUUGAAGAGUUCCAGGUUGUGUUCAUCUUUGACGGUCUGGAUGAGUGUCGACUUCCUCUGGAUUUCCACAACAAUGAGAUCCUGACUGAUGUCACAGAGUCGGCCUCAGUGGAUGUGCUCCUCACAAACCUCAUCACUGGGAAGCUGCUUCCCUCUGCUCGACUCUGGAUAACCACACGACCUACAGCAGCCAAUCAGAUCCCUCCUGAGUUUGUUGGCAUGGUGACAGAGGUCAGAGGGUUCACUGACCCCCAGAAGGAGGAGUACUUCAGGAAGAGGUUCAGUGACGAGGAGCAGGCCUGCAGGAUCAUCUCUCACAUCAAGACCUCACAAAGCCUCCACAUCAUAUGCGACAUCCCAAUCUUCUGCUGGAUCACUGCUAGAGUUCUGGAGGAGGUUUUGAAGACCAGAGAGGGAGGAAUGCUGCCUAAAACCCUGACUGAGAUGUACAUCCAUAUCCUGGUGGUUCAGUCCAAAGUGAAGACGGUUAAGUACGAUGGAGGAGCUGAGACGGAUCCAUACUGGAGUCCAGAGAGCAGGAAGAUGAUUCAGUCUCUGGGAAAACUGGCCUUUGAUCAGCUGCAGAAAGGCGACCUGAUCUUCUAUGAAUCCGACCUGACAGAGUGUGGCAUCGAUUUCACAGCAGCCUCAGUGUACUCAGGAGUGUUCACUCAGAUCUUUAGAGAGGAGAGCGGACUGUACCAGGACAAGAUGUUCUGCUUCAUCCAUUUGAGUGUUCAGGAAUUUCUGGCUGCUCUUCAUGUCCAUCUGACCUUCAUUAGCUCAGGUGUCAACCUGUUGUCAGGAAAAAAAAAAUCCUCCUUGUUGGUCUUUAGAAACAAACCUAAAGCAAAACAUCUCUACCAGAGUGCUGUGGACAUGGCCUUACAGAGUCCCAAUGGACACCUGGACUUGUUCCUCCGCUUCCUUCUGGGUCUUUCCCUGGAGACCAAUCAGACUCUCCUACGAGGUCUGCUGACACUGACAGGAAGUCGCUCACAGACCAAUCAGAAAACAGUGCAAUACAUCAAGGAGAAGAUCAGUGAGAAUGUGUCUCCAGAGAAAAGCAUCAAUCUGUUCCACUGUCUGAAUGAACUGAAUGAUGGCUCUCUAGUGGAGGAGAUCCAACAGUCCCUUUGUUCAGGACGUCUCGUUUCAGAUAAACUGUCUCCUGCUCAGUGGUCAGCUCUGGUCUUCAUCUUACUGUCAUCAGAAGAACAUCUGGAGGUGUUUGACCUGAAGAAAUACUCUGCUUCAGAGGAGGCUUUUCUGAGACUGCUGCCAGUGGUCAAAGCCUCCAACAAAGCUCUACUGAGUGGCUGUAACCUCUCAGAGAGAAGCUGUGAAGCUCUGUCUUCAGUCCUCAGCUCCCAGUCCUCUAGUCUGAGAGAUCUGGAUCUGAGUGACAACAACCUGCAGGAUUCAGGAGUGAAGCUUCUGUGUGUCGGACUGAAGAGUCCACACUGUGAACUGGAGACUCUCAGCCUGUCAGGCUGUCUGAUCACAGAGGAAGGAUUUGCUGCUGUGGCCUCAGCUCUGAUCUCCAACCCUUCCCACCUGAGAGAGCUGGACCUGAGCUACAAUCAUCCAGGAGACUCAGGAGCAACGCUGCUUUCUGCUGUACUGAAGGAUCCACACUGGAGACUGGAGACUCUCAGGGUGGAGCCUGCUGGAGUCCAAUGGUUGAGACCAGGUCUGAGAAAGUACUCCUUCUACAGAGUCUCCUUUGACAGACUGAUCCACCUCCACACCUUCAGCACCACAUUCGCUGAGCCUCUUUUCCCUGGGUUCUGGUUCUGGCCUGGUGCCUCACUGAACCCACCUUUCCAUCCUCUGGUCCCAAAGUCGGUUGAAGGGGGCGAAGGCGACGUGGAGCUCGGAGCUGUUGUCUCGGGGUCUUCCAGCUUGCUCAACUGGAGGCAGACUGUCCUGACUCCGUCCUCGGCACCCUUGAAGUCCCCAUCUCCUGCCCCUCCUUCAAGCUAG
Pungitius pungitius (ninespine stickleback) is the source of this 2812-nucleotide messenger RNA. RefSeq names its product NACHT, LRR and PYD domains-containing protein 3-like. The coding region runs from base 41 to 2812 and encodes 923 amino acids. The transcript is spliced from 8 exons. The record is from RefSeq and is a predicted model, not a curated record. Gene Ontology annotation, biological process: intracellular signal transduction. Gene Ontology annotation, molecular function: protein binding. Lineage: Eukaryota; Metazoa; Chordata; Actinopteri; Perciformes; Gasterosteidae.